CUUCGGGAGAAUGAUCAGAUGGGGAUUCAUGGGCUUGUAGAGCGACUCGGAAGAAUGUGGAGAGUAGAUAUGUUUGUCAGUGCAGAACCGUGGAGAAGAUUAAAAAUGGCCACCCUCUCAUCGCUACAUGAUCUCUGCGGGGUACUAAAGGAGGGAAACAUGGGCAUGGUGGAUCCUUUCGGGGUAUCGUUAGAGGAAGCGAUCCUGGAUCCGACUAGAGAUCAGCUUAUUUUGGCUGCUAAUGGAAGUGCGGAUGUGCAAAUUUAUCCCUCUCAUUCUCAAUCAAGGCAAGGUCCACAAGAUGGGAUACCGAUAUUGAGAUCUAUGAUGAAAUAUAUCAAAGAUCAGCGAUAA
Messenger RNA from Acaulospora colombiana, 354 nucleotides. NCBI's taxonomy places the organism in Eukaryota, Fungi, Glomeromycota, Glomeromycetes, Diversisporales, Acaulosporaceae. The record is from the annotation of a GenBank genome assembly.